CCCUCUUGUACCAGAUGCGCACCAAAAAUGCGCGCGUCGGAGCCACGCAUGGAACGAUCUACGGAAGACACGUGUGCCAUGGAAACUCGCCCUCGCGUCCGGAAGGUCGAAAGGUGAUGACCAUCGCGCAGAGGGCCAGAGCGAGCAUGUUCGCGCGCCUAAUGGACAUUCUCUGCCAGAUAAUUGCAAUAGAGGAAGAGAUGCACGCGCAUCCUCCACGGGACAGAAAAUUGUUGCCAGAAUUUCCAAAGGAAAGCAUUGAGCUGAAGAACAUUUGUUUGCGCAUGGCUGAAAGGGAUACAACGAAUUCUCCCAGCGACCGAGAUUUGCGUGAUCUCCAACUGUGUUUAAAAUGCAUUAGCAGUAACCUUUUGAUUGUGUGCAAUGAGCAUGUGUCCUGUAGUCUAUUUGUGACCGAGAAGGUGAAGCGCCUCUGUGACACAUUUCCAGAAAUGUGGUGAACUGUAAUGUCCAUCACUCAGAUGGAUUGGACCGUGAGAGAGGGAGAGCAAUGGACAAUGACUUGGACAAUGUAAAUAUUUUUUUGCCUUUUACCAAACUGACUUUUCCAGCAUGGAGAGUGAACUAUCCGGGUUGGUUGGAGAAGCAGGUUUUGCCUGCAUUCCUUCAGAUGAUCAUGUAACUACUGCCCUGUGGGUUUUCUUGAAUGUCCGGUACUUUGCCCCACCCCAGAAUCAAGUACAGGCCUACAUUAUGUGCACUGCAAGGGGCUUGUGUAUUGCCA
Engraulis encrasicolus (European anchovy) is the source of this 745-nucleotide messenger RNA. RefSeq names its product deleted in lymphocytic leukemia 7 (gene dleu7). The transcript has 2 exons. NCBI's taxonomy places the organism in Eukaryota, Metazoa, Chordata, Actinopteri, Clupeiformes, Engraulidae. The record is from RefSeq and is a predicted model, not a curated record. Bases 15 to 461 code for a protein of 148 amino acids.